Molecule: messenger RNA, 6386 nt
Organism: Brassica rapa (field mustard)
Lineage: Eukaryota; Viridiplantae; Streptophyta; Magnoliopsida; Brassicales; Brassicaceae
Product: precursor of CEP9
Biological process (GO): regulation of leaf morphogenesis; root development; nitrate import
Cellular component (GO): extracellular region
Molecular function (GO): hormone activity
Source: RefSeq, a predicted model, not a curated record
AUGUAAAGAUAUAAUAUAUAUUGAGAAAUCUCAACAGUAUGCAAUAUAUAGUCAAACAUACAUAGAAUCGUAUUAUAUUCGACCUUUAAAAGGGGAUAGUCAAUUAAGAAUAUCUUUUGUCAAAUCAUUAGUAUUCUUUAAACUCGUGUGAAAUUGUGUAACCUUGUGUAAACUUGUGCAUUUCCGUGGCGUCCAAAGGGCGGCUUUUCUUAGCCUUUGAUUUCAUUUCAAAACAACCAAUGUACCGAUUAAUUUAGAUUAUUAAUAUAACUUACAAAGCAAAUGUAAUCAUUUCCAUUAUAAAUUCAACAAUGGAGCACUAUAAGAGGCUUUUGUAAUAUUGUAUACUUCACCUUACACAGGAAUAGCCAUCGACCAACAUUUGGAAUCUCCUUUUAAGACGGGCAAUAUUCAUCGUUCAUUGCUAGUCUAUUAUAGCAUUUUUUUUAUUUUAGUUUACACGAGCAACAAAAUACGAACGCGUGCCCCCACUUGUUUGUUUCAAAAGAAGAAAGAAAUAAUAUAUUAUAUAUUUGCAUGUGCGAAUGGGAAUUUCACACAAAAUCGUAUAUUUUCUAAUAAUUACGUUUUGCUAUAAUAACACUUUAGUAAAAACUGCAUACUCAACGUUUUCAUGGAUUCUAAGAUAAAAAUGUAUAGUAUUUUUUUUAUUUUCAAAUAUGUAUAAUAUUUGUAUAGUUUUACAAUGAAAACAAUAAAAAUAUUUGUUGAAGUUUUAUAUUUGGCUUUUGAAAAAUUUCUGUAGAAUCCUCAUUUAUAGGUUCCCCAUUUAAAAACCACACACACAUAUAUAUAUAUAUAUAUAUAUAUAUAUAUAUAUGUGUGUGUGUGUGUGUUUUCAUAUGGUACAUAUAUAAAAAUAUUAAGUGUACAAGAAAAAAACUGACUAAUAUUUUACCAAAAAAAAAAAAAACUGACUAAAGAGUUUUACUUAAUGCUAGAGAUGAUAGUAAAAUAUUUGGUGGAUUCUAUAUUAUUAUGACUUGAAUAUGAAUAUAAUUUUAUAUGAUAAAAUAUAUGAUUUUUAAAAGAAAAGUUUUUGUAUUUAUUCUCUUAUUGCCCUCUCUUUAGAUGAGGGAGGUAUAUGAUACAGUUUUGAGCAAAGUUUUCAAAAUCUCAGGUACAGUUCUAGUUGACAUCAUAACGAUUGCAUCUAUUGUCUUAUUGUCCUCUCUUUAGAGACUGCACUGACUACAUUUUUGUAGGAAAAAAAAUCAUGGAGGUGAUAAAUAGAGAGUGUGAUAUUAUUUUCACAAUUUGAGAGAGGAUUCGACUGUGACAUUCAAAAUUUCGAACAUCACAUAUUUUAGCUACAUUUGCAUGUGACUGAAUAUAUUUGAACGUUUUGUUUUUCAUUUUAAAACAGAAACCUUCAAAAAAUUUAAGACGGUCUUGGUAUAAUUACAUGAACACUUUGUAGUGUAAAUCACUAUUCUUAAAUUAAUAAAUAGACGGUCCAAAAUCAAUCAAUGUGGUCACUGUCCACACAUUUUAAAUUCAACGAAUGGCAACAUAAACAAUCUCAUGGCCUUAUAAAUACAACACCUUUGGGGCAUUCUUACUCCAGAUCCAAACACAAGUAUUACUCAUAUAUACAAACUCAUAAACCUGAGCUCUAAAUUCCUUCGAAACAAGAAGGAAACAUGAAGCUAUUCGCUCUCAUUUUGAGAACUAUUAUCAUAUCGAUAAUAUUUGAUCAAGCACCGAUCACCACUGAAGCAAGAAAGUUGAGGAAAACAACCGGCCAAGAUCAUUUCAAAGCUAGAUCUACAGAUGAGUUUGUGCCUUCUUCUCCAGGAAACAGUCCUGGCAUGGGACAUAAAAGAGGUAAUGCAAAUGUCGAAAGGUUCCAAGAUGACUUCAAGCCCACGGAAGGAAAAAAAGUUCACAAAACCAGUGGUCAAGAUCAUUUCAAAACCGGAGUUACGGACGAUUUCGCACCUACUUCUCCAGGAAACAGUCCCGGGAUAGGGCACAAGAAAGGACAUGCAAAUGUUAAAGGGGUUGAAGAUAACUUCAAGCCCACGGAAGGAAGAAUGCUGCAGAAAACGAACGGUCAGUCUCAUUUCAAAACCGGAUUGACUGACGAUUUCGCACCUACUUCUCCGGGACACAGUCCUGGGAUGGGCCACAAGAAAGGGAGUGCAAAUAUUGAAGGGCUUAAAGAUAACUUCGAGCCCACGGUAGAAAGAAAAUCGACAAAAAAGGACGGUCAAGAUCAUUUUAAAACCGGAACUACGGAGGACUUCGCACCUACUACUCCAGGAAACAGUCCCGGUAUGGGUCAUAAGAAAGGAGAUGACUUCAAGCCUACGACACCAGGACAUAGCCCCGGAGUUGGUCAUGCCGUCGAGAACGAUGAGCCUAAAACUUAAUAGCUGCUAGCUUCAUUUAAUACAUUACACUACUAUAUGCAUUUUUGAAAUUAUUUUAUAAUAUAUACACAUUUGUAAUAUUUAAUGAUGGAUUCAUAAUUCCAAAUCAAGAAUAAACUAGGGAUAAUUUUUGUUUCGACUUAUCAAUAAUAAGAAUGUUUUGUAACAUCCGAAACUCUUGAUGUUGUUGUAUGUUGAUAUUGUUUGUUCGUUAUGAUUUUUAAUCGUACUUGUUAUAUCGUAAUGGUGACCGUUUGACCAAUUUGAGUUCACAUUGGAUUUUUGGGUUUAGUUUGGUAGGUUACAUUCGAAUUUAUAUAUGUUUGGGUUUGAUUAAUAAUAUUUCAGGUUCGGAUAGUUUUUAUAAAUUUUUAAGAUAUAUUCUAGAUCCAAAUCCAUUUUGGUUUGGUUAAUAGUAAUUCGGAGUCAUUACAUAACACUUCAAAAUAAAUAUGACAUUGAAUACUUUAAUUACUUAUUUACGCUAUAAAUACUAUUUUGGGUACUUCUCAGAUAUUCAGGUUUGUAUUUUUAUUCGGAUAUUUGGGUAUCCGCAGCUUAAACUCGGAUUCGUAUAAAACUCAUAACCUAAAAUACCGCUUUCAUGAUCCAUUCAGAUAUUUUUACAUAUCAAAUCAGAUUAAGUUAUAAAAGCCCUUAUUUGCCAACAUGAAUUAGAUAUAUAUAAUCCGAAGUACGUAAGAAUGAGUACUGCUGAUUGCAAAUAUAUUCUGAAGUAUUUAACUGUAGAAGAUAUUUUGUACGUCCGUAUUUGUUUCGAUAGGGUCAAAACAAAGCUAGAAUAAAUGGGUUGCUAAAAAAAAAGCUAGAAUAAAUGGAAGGUCUAUAGAUUUCCAAAUUGGGGAAACGAACAGCUAUUUAGCUAUUUGGCGCUUUUCACUUUUUUUUUUCUGACAUCGCGCUUUUCACUAUUAAAACAUUUUUGUUUUUGAGAAAACAACACACUGAGGCCUGGCCUAACUAAUUUCUACAACUUUCAGUUGUUUUUUUUUUUUUGGUAAAAUGUUAAAUUUUAUACCAAUUUUAAGAUUUUUUACCGAAGUUACAGAGGCACAACAAAGAAACCAGAAAAAAAAAACUACAAACAGAGACUAUAUUGCAACAAAUUUAAAGAGACAUAACCAAAAAGAUAAAGCACACAUUUUAGCAAAUUAACAAGGAAAUCUCUGAUGAGGAAACACCGAUUCCAAGCUUCCAAAUCUGGAAAUUUGUGUAGUUGCCACAGUUUCGAAAAACUGGAGUCCCCAUCUUAGUUGCCAGGAGCACCUCAGAGAAAGGCUCAUCCUCAAAACCUUGAAUGAAGAGAGUACCUACAGCUUCUCCGAGGAUUAACACAAAAACGAAACCAAAACAACAACCCUCAAACCACUGGCGGCACGGGAGCUUCUACGGACAGUCAGAGAGCCGCCUCCAACCGUCACCCUCGAACUAGAAAAGCCACGAGGAUCAUCUCCCACAGUAGAAAAGAACUGCUUAAAUCAGGAUCGCCGCCUCUAUUCCACACCAAAUCACCACCGGAGCUUUAACGAGACUCAACACUCCUGGAAUCCGUCACCAAAUCCGUCAAACAAUAGUCGAAAACUAAACAAACAACUUUCAGUUGUUGUGUUGAUUUGUUGCCGUGGCUGAGAAGUUGGUGCAUCCUAUAUCAAUACUUGUACAUAUACAACAUUUUUGUUUUUUUAUUUAGUGAUCUUCUAAAUAAUGAAAUUAUGAAAAUAUGCAUUUUUUUUUAAUUAGCCGAAGAGUGAGUGUUUUAACAAAAGAACAACCUUUUUGUACCAGAGUCAAUAAAUUAUCAGACGAUUAAUCAGUGAUGACCCCAUGCAACCUUACGGGGUUUUAUUUUACUCUUAUUAAUCGUUAUUUAACAAGUUGGUCUACUAAAGCGUUUGUACAGGAACCUCACUAUGGAGGAGAUCUGAUAAAGCACAUCUUGAAAAAGUAUCAUAACUAUAAGGCUAUAAGUAUAAUAGUGUAAAACAUAAAUUUAAAGUAGCAUAUCAUUAUUGUAAACCAUGUUCUUGUAGUGCACCAAGAAGCCUAAUUAGAAUUCGUACACAUAAUACGAAUAUUCUUCUUAUUUCGACGGAUGUUGUUAAUUUGGUCGCUAAAGACAAAGAGUAGAGUAUGUGCAACAACGAAAGCAUAAUGACGCCGUUGUCACGUGGACGUUUGGUUGAACUAUAAACAAAUGAGUAAACAAAUUUACCAACUUUCUUUUCUUUUCUUCUUUAUUGUUAUUUCUCCUUUUUUUCUUUUCUGAAUAAGUACGUUACCUUAGGCUAUUAUUACCGGGAGAGGCUCCUAUUAAAAUUUUAAACAAACUUGUGAAUGUUUUUUUUUAAUACUAAUCAAUAGAUGAGUGACAUGUGCUAAACCAGUUCCUCAAAAAAAAAUUGUUAAGAGCAUCGUAUCUUAAACAAGAACGAUUUUCAUUUACAUUUAGUUUUACAUUUUCAUUUUUUUGUUCAAUUCUUCAUUUUCUAUUAUUUAUUUUUUCAAGAGACUCACUAAAAUGCACUGAUGCGGUUGCUCCUAUUUUUCUUUCCCUUUUCGGGCUUCUCUGACAUUAAGAGCAUGAUUAAUGGAGAGUUCUUAGAGUGAAUCUUAACGGAAUAUAAAAAAUCAUCUCUUAACUUUUAACUGAAAAAGUUAAGAAUCGGUUUUUAAAUAAAGUAUUUAAGAGCGGGUUCUUAUAACAUUAUACAAUGUUUUAGGGCUAUUACAAAGAGAUAUGUAGGAAGUUACAAAAAGCACUAAAUUAAGGAGUAACGAUGUCUUACAAGGAGAGUUAUAUAACAAGAUCAAUAGAGUGACGAAUGCUAUAGAUGGUUAGAUAGAAGCUCUAUGAAAGGAUCUGAACCAAUGCAUUAUUAAUAAUUGACCUACCUUAUGUCCACAGUUCGGUUUGCCAUAAGCAAUCGACCCACUUUUAUGUGUGCCUCAUUAAGCUCAUCAUACUGCAAACUAAUAUCAGAAAACGGGGGUUGUUAUCAUUUUAUUUGUUAUCACGCAAUAAUACAACUGGAACAUAACAAAAGAGUAAUACUUCCACGUUUGUUCGUCUCAUUUUUCUCCAUUUAUCUUUGACGUAUUUUCUCCAUUGAUGAGAACUCAUUGCAAUUUUGCAGAUAAAUUUCAUAGUUAUUUUGAUAAUUUUUUUUUUUUUUUUAACUUUGGUGUGAUCCCAAAAACUUUCUAGGUCCAAGAACUAGUUACCAAGAGGCCCAUAGAAAUUCAGGUUUUUUUGCCACUUAAACGUCUAUGGAUGGUCAAGGAGAAUCGAACCCAUGGCGAAAGUUCCAACUGAAACCUAUUUAUCACUAGACCAAGAUCACUAGGUUUUGAAAAAAAUUUCAUCAUGCAUGCAUCUAUUUUUGCGUCUUGAUUCCUUUGCUUUCACAUUUUAUCUAGCAUAUUUGAUAUUAUAGCUAGGUGAUUACUCUUUUAGAUUUUAUAAACUGUCUCACUGUGGACUCGUGUGAUUACCCCUUUCUUUAUUCAUAUCAAAAUCUUCAUAUCAAAAUCAAUAAACUGACAUUAUCCGCUAGAAAUCCAAAUAUUCACUUUCGAUUCUUGUUUGAGAAUUCGUUUCAUCAUUUGUUUGGCGUUAAAGUUUGUUCAUGUUCUAGUUGUUCCCGUUUUAGUUAUGUAAUGAAGUAUGAAGAUUUGCAUUUUAGACAACGAUACUAGAUCUGCGUUCGAAAUUUCCGAAUGCUACUCGGAGCCUUUGUUUCUGCUUUUUUUCAUUUCCAAAGUCCAAAUUACUACUAGUCAACACCUGCUCGGAUAUCGAUCCCGUCGGACGAGACCAUAUCUUGAUUUUUGGAAAGUAAGAUUGAUGGCCCAUCCAUUGGCUUAAUCGGUGUCUUAGUUGACCACCAAAAGAAAAGUGUUAUCAAAGUCACAAGUUCAAAAACCAACAACAUGGAGAGAGCUUCUUGAUAAACAAAACAAAACAAAAAA